CUUGUUUAAUUAUAUUCCCAUUUUCGCCCUCUCCUCUAAGCUCGCAUCAAAUCUAGAAAGAAAGAGAGAGAAUUCAGGCAACAAUUUGUCGGCAAUGAUUUGACACACCCAUUUCUUCCUUCAUAGAUCUGUGUUACAGCCUUUCUUGUAUAAGAAGAAAAAUAUCAUGGCGCCAAGCACAAUUAGGAAAGCGAUUGGGGCGGUUAAGGACCAGACAAGCAUAGGGAUUGCUAAGGUAGCUAGCAACAUGGCACCUGAGCUGGAAGUUGCUGUCGUUAAAGCGACAAGCCAUGACGAUGAACCUGCGAGCGAGAAGUAUGUCAGGGAGAUACUUCAUUUGACUUCUUGCUCUCGUGGUUAUGUGAGUGCUUGUGUUUUAUCAAUUUCCAAGAGGUUAGGGAAAACCCGUGAUUGGAUCGUUGCCAUCAAGUGUUUGAUGCUCAUACACCGUGUUCUCAAUGAUGGUGAUGCUGUGUUUCAUCAAGAAAUUAUGUAUGCCACGAGGAGAGGCACGAGGCUACUCAAUUUGUCUGAUUUUCGCGAUGAGGCUCAUUCGAAUUCCUGGGAUCAUUCGGCUUUUGUGAGGACUUAUGCUUUGUAUUUAGAUCAAAGAUUGGAGUUGAUGGUUUUCGAGAGGAAGCAAAAUGGGAGUGGUGGAGAGAUUGAGAGGUAUGGGUCUAGAGAAGAAAGGUGGAGAUCUCCACCUGGAUCUGGAUCUAACCGAGGCUAUGAUUAUGGUGAGUUUAGGGAUGAGCCUGCUUAUGGAAUGAGGAAGUCGAGAUCAUCUGGGGAUGUGAGGGAGUCGACACAGGAGCAGAAAGAUGUGACCCCGUUGCGAGAGAUGAACCCUGAGAGGAUCUUUGGGAAGAUGAGUCAUCUGCAGAGGUUGUUGGAUCGGUUUUUGUCUUGUCGACCAACUGGAUUGGCGAAAAAUGAAAGAAUGGUGUUGGUUGCUUUGUAUCCUAUGGUGAAAGAAAGUUUUCAGCUUUAUGCUGAUAUAUGUGAGGUUUUAGCUGUUUUGUUGGAUAAAUUCUUUGACAUGGAAUACCAGGAUUGUGUUAAGGCAUUUGAUGCCUAUGCUAGCGCAGCAAAGCAGAUCGAUGAGCUGGUGGGAUUCUAUAACUGGUGCCAGGAUAUCGGUGUGGCUAGGUCGUCUGAGUAUCCGGAAGUUCAAAGGAUAACAAGCAAGCUAUUGGAUACAUUAGAGGAGUUUGUGAGGGAUAGGGCUAAGGCAACAAAAAGUCCUGAGAGAAAAGUAGAGAGUCUGCCAGCUCCACCUGAAGAACCAGCACCGGAUAUGAAUGAGAUUAAAGCGUUGCCUCCACCAGAGGAUUAUACUCCAUCACCACCACCUGAGCCAGAGCCUCCUAAGCCAGCGCCGGUUCAGGAGACUGGGGAUUUGGUGGAUUUGAGGGAGGAAGGUGUUACUGCCGAUGAGCAGGGAAACAAAUUUGCCUUGGCAUUGUUUGCAGGGCCUGGAACAAACAACGGGUCAUGGGAAGCGUUCUCCUCUAAUGGGGGACCUGAGGUGACAUCUGCUUGGCAGAAUCCAGCGGCUGAGAGUGGUAAGGCUGAUUGGGAGUUGGCUUUGGUGGAGACGGCUAGUCAUCUGUCUCAGCAGAAGGCAGCAUUGGGGGGUGGACUUGAUCCACUUCUAUUGAAUGGGAUGUAUGAUCAAGGGAUGGUUAGGCAGCAUACUGCUACUGCCCAGUUGAGUGGUGGUAGUGCCAGCAGCGUGGCAUUACCUGGGAAGAGUUCAACACCGGUGUUGGCACUCCCUGCACCCGAUGGAACAGUCCAGACGGUUGGACAGGAUCCGUUUGCUGCAUCUUUGACUGUCCCACCUCCUUCAUAUGUACAAAUGGCCGAUUUGGAGAAGAAACAGCAAUUGCUUGUACAGGAGCAAAUCGUAUGGCAGCAAUAUGCUAGAGAUGGCAUGCAAGGACAAACGAGUUUGUCCAAGAUCAGCACCGGCAGAUACUAUGGUCCACAACAAGCCGUGAUGCCUUAUGGCAUGCCACCACUAAAUGGCGUGGGACUACCACCAGCUGCAGGGUACUACUAUACUCCUUACUGAUGUUGCCACGUAUACAUCACUUUUACCUUUUCCUUUUUUCAUUUCAUUGUUAUGUUCUUUAUCUAGUGUUUUGAUCUUUUUCACUGUAUUCUAUUGAUGGAUAUAUAUAAGUUCAAUUUGUGCAUCUCUAGUGAGGGUAGUGGAUGAGAGGAAGUGAAAAUGGGCUGAAGAGAACAGAUAUUCUUGUGGGGAAUGGAUACUCUGUAAUCCUAGUAGGAUGGCUCUUCCGUUUUGUAAUAUCUGUAUUAUUUUCAGGUCUUUGUUAAGUGAUGAUUUCUAUAGUCUAAA
Lycium ferocissimum is the source of this 2365-nucleotide messenger RNA. RefSeq names its product putative clathrin assembly protein At2g25430. Gene Ontology annotation, cellular component: clathrin-coated pit; clathrin-coated vesicle. The transcript has 2 exons. Gene Ontology annotation, molecular function: phosphatidylinositol-4,5-bisphosphate binding; 1-phosphatidylinositol binding; SNARE binding. Lineage: Eukaryota; Viridiplantae; Streptophyta; Magnoliopsida; Solanales; Solanaceae. The record is from RefSeq and is a predicted model, not a curated record. Bases 167 to 2077 code for a protein of 636 amino acids. Gene Ontology annotation, biological process: clathrin-dependent endocytosis; clathrin coat assembly; vesicle budding from membrane.